CCCCGGUACAUCAAACGGCAGCAGGGUUGGACCUUCGUACUCUCCUCGAACGCCAUGGCGAUCGCCGCCGCCGCCGCUAUCCCUCGAUCUCUCCUCUCCCUUUCCUCUUCCUCCCACUGGCGAUUUCUCUUCUCCGCCAGUUCCAGUCUCCUGCGCCUCCGCCGCUCCAAAUUCACCUCUGCCUUCUUCGUUCCCUCUUUAGCCGGCCGCUGCUGUGAGACUGCGCUCCCCGUUGUCUCAGUCUUCCUCCCCUCGCCGAGGCUUCCUUCAGUUUCCACCGACGCUCGUUGUUUUUGCUCUUCCUCCCGCUCCAGCAACACCAAUUCCACCGCUUCCUUCGGCUGGUCCGACGAUGAGGACGAGAACAAGGCGAGCACGAAGAUAAAGGAGGUCGACAAGAGCAAGCUUCCCCCUCCCUACGACCCCUUUAGCAAGAAGCCAGCGGUGGAGGAGCCCCGGGACCCCUCCGACCUGCAGGAGAUCUUCCACAAGAUGCGCACCGAGGGCCUCACCAACUACGCCAUCAAGAUGUUCGACGGUUUGUCCAAGGACGGCCUCGCCCACGAGGCCCUGCAGCUGUUCGCCAUCAUCAAGGACAAGGGAACCAUGCCUGACGUCGUCGCACACACCGCCGUCCUCGAGGCCUACGCCAACGCCGGCGGCCACUCCAAGGAAGCCAUCCGCACAUACGAUCGCAUGCUCGCGUCCGGCGUGUGCCCCAACGCCUACACGUUCGCCGUCCUCGUCAAGGGCCUCGCGAAGGACGGGCGAUUGCCGGAGGCGCGCAAGUACUUGCUGGAGAUGAUGGGGAAGGGCAUGCGCCCCAACGCCGGCACCUACCUCGAGCUGUUUGAGGCCUACCUGCGGGAGCAGAAGGGCGACGAGGCCAGGGCUCUAGUGGAAGAGAUGAGAGGCAAGGGAUUCGUGCCCGAGGAGAAGGCAGUGAGGGAGACGAUCGGGAAGCGCAGUCAGGUCUACAGAGCCGUCAUGGAUCUUUUCUUUGGCAAGUGAACUGAACUGAAUCGACCACAGUUUGUUCAUCAAAAAUUGCUGCUUUGGCUACGAGCUGCACUGCAGACUGAACCUGGUAACUAAUUCAAAAUCAAUGGCUUUCUGCUGUUUCUUCGGCGUAUCAAACAUUUGUAUUGUGCUUGUUUCUUGCUUAAAUCAGUGAGAAUUAGGAACAAAAUCAUCUUGCUCUGUACACUGCUUCUAUUUUCUCAAUCAACUGAGUCUAUGAUUUCGAUCU
Molecule: messenger RNA, 1249 nt
Organism: Zingiber officinale
Lineage: Eukaryota; Viridiplantae; Streptophyta; Magnoliopsida; Zingiberales; Zingiberaceae
Product: pentatricopeptide repeat-containing protein At4g38150-like
Exons: 1
Coding region: 55-1011 (318 amino acids)
Molecular function (GO): protein binding
Source: RefSeq, a predicted model, not a curated record